AUGACAAAGAUGAUGAUCCAGAGGGAAGAAGAGAACGCAUAUGAUGAGCACAUCAAAUGGUUACAACAGAGUAUGCGCAAUGUUUGCGAGUCAUCGAAAAAUCAACGAUUUGCAUACAUCUCACAAUCCGAUCUUCACAAAGUGUUUCCCGCAUCAAAUACUUUCGCAGUGCAGGCUCCUCCAGGAACAAAUGUAGAGGUACUUCCGCCAAAGUUUGGUGCUGUUAUCGAUACCCGUUACCUGCUUCGUAUGUCAAGUUCCUGUGGGCCUAUCACUGCAGUGUUUGCCAACAAGGAAGAAGGAAGGCCUAGGGUUUAUAGAGCAGUGGUUGACUCAUCCCGCUAUCAUCCUGUUGAACAAGAUCUUUAUUCAAAUGAUCCUGGGCCAAUUGUCGAAGAAGAUAUGGAUGAUUCGGUAGCUUCCUCGAGAAGACGGCGGAUAGAAGAGGUGAAAGGAGCCUCUGGUCGUACUUACCGCGUCAAUCCUGCUGGUCAGAGUGCUGAAAAUGAUACUUCUGCUGAAUGUGCAAUCGUACAAGUGCUUCCUCCUCCCAACCAUGAGGAUUACCAAUUUCGAGUCAGGAAUUACAGUAGUGCAUUUGAUCUUUUCGUGGAUGAGAUGUAG
This is a messenger RNA of Cylicostephanus goldi, 624 nucleotides long. The record is from the annotation of a GenBank genome assembly. NCBI's taxonomy places the organism in Eukaryota, Metazoa, Nematoda, Chromadorea, Rhabditida, Strongylidae.